UACAAAGUAUACUCUGUGUCGAGUGUCGAUCUGACCUGCAUCCCUAUUGCCGAGACCCUUUUAAUCGUACACUGCUCCAUUUCAACGAAAUUCCUUACAAAAUGUGCAACGGCUACUGUGUGAAGUGGAUUCGAGCUCCACUGGACAACGCUGAUUUGCGUCAUGGAGAUCUCUACAUAAGGACUUGCUCAAGUAAUCUCAAUGUUCGCUUUCAAAUCUCCCCAGUAUGUUUCCAGGAAUCGUACACCGUGAACCGACGGUUAUGCUUCUGCAAUCGUCCCAAAUGCAAUUCCGCUCUCCCUUCCAACUCGCCUCUCCUGCUCAUGAGUCUCCUUUCCCUUUUAGCCACACUUCUUCCCAUUUAA
Hydatigera taeniaeformis is the source of this 365-nucleotide messenger RNA. The record is from the annotation of a GenBank genome assembly. NCBI's taxonomy places the organism in Eukaryota, Metazoa, Platyhelminthes, Cestoda, Cyclophyllidea, Taeniidae.